Molecule: messenger RNA, 1038 nt
Organism: Ostreococcus tauri
Lineage: Eukaryota; Viridiplantae; Chlorophyta; Mamiellophyceae; Mamiellales; Bathycoccaceae
Product: Nicotinamide N-methyltransferase-like
Exons: 1
Coding region: 1-1038 (345 amino acids)
Source: RefSeq, a predicted model, not a curated record
AUGCUCGUCCUCGACGCCGACGCCGAGGCGAUCGCGGCGGAGGCGGCGCGAACGGCCACCGCCUCGGCGUGGGCGCGCGUCAUCCGCGAGGGCGACGACUUGGCGAUGAUCGACGCUUUGCGCGCGGUGCGAGCGAACGCCCAGGCGGACGAUGAGUGGGCGGUCGCGGUGGCGUGCUCAGGGUGCGAUCGCUCGAUCGCGCGGGCGAUGACGUCGGUGCGCGCGGACGUGGCGGAGGCGGCGAGCGAGGCGUACGCGGCGUGUGUGAAGGCGGCGCCGCUCGGGGUGGGGUUUCCGAGCUUUGGACGCGCGGCGGCGGCGAGCUUCGUCGUCGCGCGGACGGGGUCGGCGGCGGCGCCGUUGACGCUGCGAUUGCGCCUCGGUCGAGAGGAUGGGUUGACGAGGAGCGUGUCGGGGAUGGUUUGGCACAGUUCGGUGGCGUUGGGGAGGUUCCUGUCGCGCGCGGAGACGCGCGCGUGGACGCGCGCGUUCGCGGGUCGACGGUGCUUGGAAAUCGGCGGCGGGACGUCCAUCGCUGGAAUGACGUUUGCGGCGCAGUGCCCCGAUUGGGAUGUCACGCUCACCGACGUCGACGCGGCGGCGGUGGCGAACACGGCGUACAACGCGAAAAAACAAACUCAAUAUUUGGACGCGUUCGCGAGGACCGCCGCGCGAGUAUUGGACUGGGACGACGACGACGAGUUUCACGAAGAACACGCGAACUCGUUCGACGUAAUCAUCGGAGCAGACGUCGUGCACGAGGAGCACAUGGCUCCUGGCGUAGUUCGCGCGCUGAAGAGGUACCUCGCUCCUGGUGGCUGCGCCCUCAUCGUAAAUCCGGUCCCCGCGAGCCGCAGCGGAGCGCAGACGUUUCAAAACCUUUUGGAUGAAGAAUCUUGGAACGUCCAGCGAUGUUUAAUCACUAGUCCGAUAAUAUGCGUGGGGAUGGAGGAGGAAUGCGAGGAUGUGCCGCUCGAGUUGUACGUCAUCCGCGACGGCGACGCGGCUGCGCUUCCGCCUCUCGACGUUUUGAAGUAG